UUGAGUGACGCCACCGUCGCCACAAGUAGCAGCAAGCCCAAGCGAAGGAGGUGUACUGGGAAGAGGGAGAGAUUUAAAUAAAAAGAAGGGAACGGUCAGGUGGCUCGUACUCGUUCCCGUGUGGCGUGCUACGUAAUUACUGAACUAACUGCAAAUGUAAUUUGUAGUCAGUCAGACACCUGUAUAGAUACUAGUUUGGUAGCGUUUACAAAGUUUACCUUAAGUUUUGGAAACUGCCCUGGCGUUGGCCUUCUUCAACCCCGUCGGGCCCGCUCCUCCUCUACUAACGUUAGGUGAUCGAGUUGAAGAAAGAUGGUGUCCUGGCUGAUCUCGAGAGCGAUCAUGCUUGUGUUUGGAUCGUUGUACCCUGCCUACUACUCCUACAAAGCUGUGAAAACCAAGAAUGUCAAGGAAUAUGUCCGCUGGAUGAUGUACUGGAUCGUCUUCGCACUUUAUACAGUGGUGGAAGCGGUCACAGACCUCACUGUUGCAUGGUUCCCCCUCUAUUAUGAGAUGAAGGUUGCCUUUGUGAUUUGGCUGCUGUCGCCCUACACCAGAGGUGCCAGUCUUAUCUACCGAAAAUGCCUGCAUCCUCUGCUGACUUCCAAAGAAAGGGAAAUCGACGACUACAUCGUCCAGGCCAAAGAGCGCAGCUACACGACCAUGGUGAACUUCGGCAGGCAGGGCCUGAGCAUCGCCGCCACCGCAGCUGUCACCGCAGCUGUCAAGGGACAAGGAGCCAUCUCGGAGCGCCUGAGGAGCUUCAGUAUGCAGGAUCUGUCGCAGAUCAGCGCCGAUGAUCCUCCCACCCAGCUGUACCCCGGAUACUCGAACCCCGGCAGGAGAGCCAAAACCCCCGCCGCCGACACCGACGACUACUACCAGUACGAGCAGGAGUACAAGACCGAUGAGGAGAACGAGGAAGGCACUUUUUCGGAGGACGAGGCCGUGGCACAGCGUGGCGUGAGGAGGUCCCAGAGCGUGAAAAUCUCCCGCUCAAAAUUACGCAAAGAGGCUCGGUAUGGAUCCCUGAAAAUUAGAGGGAAAAGAAGACCAACACUGAACUCGCUCAACUAUGCACUAUAAAAAUUCCAGAUUUCCAUGGACCGGACUACUGAUAUAAACACGUUCUUCCAUGAAAAAGGGAUGGUCUGUAAAUAUUUUUGUCAUUUGAAAUGGUUGAGGGUCCUAUCCGUUUUUAAAGCACACACUAUGUGAGGUAAAGAAAGAAAUACCUAUUCUUUUCAAAGACAUUAUUUAUUUUUUAUUAGCUAAAAAGUUAGUGUACUUUGUAUGCAGUUUGGAUUUACUUUUUGCUUCUUUAUUUCUGUGUGAAUUGCUUCUGUAUGUAUGGCUGACUUAGGUGUAGUUUGAGUUUUAUUUUGUAGUCAUACAGGUGUGUAUGUGUACCUGAAGUUGUAUUAUUUAUAUUUUAAUGAGUAGCUUGUGUGUAUUUUGACGUAGGUUUGUGUACUGUAUCACCUCACAGGUUUAGUGUGUCACACUGUUACAAUCCUCAUUUAAAAUUGACUUAAUUAUGAGUAUUCUGACAUGCUUGACAAAACCAUGAGACCAAAAAGGUUCCUCAUUGCUUAAUGGGGGGAAGUACCAAUCACAAGGGAUAAAGGGAAUUGACGUGGAAUAUGUAUAGGGUAUAUAUGCUCGAUGAGAAAUUGGCUUGUCCAGUUUCAGUAGCUGCUUGUACAAAAACUAGCAAAGCACAAGUUGCCUUUUUGAUGCCUUCUUUUGCACAUUCCAGACUGGAAGCCUUUGUUCUCUGCUGUAACUUAACUUGCCUUCCCGAUUUAGAAUGUGCCCUACUUUUGGGGAAAGAACUCUGAAUGAACACCUGGGGACACCAAAGCUCUUUGUACUUUACCUGGAACUUGAUGUUCAGGUUGAAUGGGCGACUCAUUCUUUGUUUAAAACAAAAACUUUCAUGUGAACAAAUAAAGUAUGAGCGAUUAUG
Anguilla rostrata (American eel) is the source of this 1969-nucleotide messenger RNA. RefSeq names its product receptor accessory protein 3b (gene reep3b). Bases 313 to 1086 code for a protein of 257 amino acids. Gene Ontology annotation, molecular function: microtubule binding. The record is from RefSeq and is a predicted model, not a curated record. The transcript has 8 exons. NCBI's taxonomy places the organism in Eukaryota, Metazoa, Chordata, Actinopteri, Anguilliformes, Anguillidae. Gene Ontology annotation, cellular component: cytoplasmic microtubule; endoplasmic reticulum membrane.